Caretta caretta (loggerhead turtle) is the source of this 4624-nucleotide messenger RNA. It is a transcript of the gene SNTB1, whose product is annotated as syntrophin beta 1. Lineage: Eukaryota; Metazoa; Chordata; Testudines; Cheloniidae. Gene Ontology annotation, molecular function: protein binding; structural molecule activity. Gene Ontology annotation, cellular component: synapse; intracellular anatomical structure; dystrophin-associated glycoprotein complex. The record is from RefSeq and is a predicted model, not a curated record.
CUAACCGCGGGCUUUGCUCCGCCCCGCCGGCGCAGCUGGCGGCGCUCGGGGCGCUCCCGGGGCGCAGCCCUGUCCUGUGUGCGGCGGGCUGUCGGUCGGGCUGUGCAAUCACAUGGUGCGCUAAGAAUGCUCCAAAGAUGGCGGUAGCGGCAGCCGGAGCCGGCGGCGGCCGGGCGCAGCAGCGGAGCGGCUGGCUGGAAGUCCUGGUGCGGGACCGCUGGCACAAAGUCCUGGCCAACUUGGCCGAGGAUGCCCUAGUGCUGAGCUGCGAGGAGCGCGCCGACGGCGCAGCCCACAACGGCGUCGGGGCCAGCGGCAACGGGGCGCCCUGCCGAGGGGCUGCCGCUGGCCGCGGGAGCCAGCCGGGCGCCGCUGGCAACCCCGGCGGGGCGGCCGAGCCCGCGGGCAGCGGCGGCAGCCCCAAGGCGGGGGGUGGCCGCGGGGUGCGCACCGCCUUCACCGAGCUCCCCGAGCAAGUGCCCGACGCCAUCUCCAACAAGAAGCGGUGCGUGAAGGUGCAGAAGCAGGAGCUGGGCGGGCUGGGCAUCAGCAUCAAGGGCGGCAAGGAGAACAAGAUGCCCAUCCUCAUCAGCAAGAUCUUCAAGGGGCUGGCGGCCGACCAGACCCAGGCCCUCUACGUGGGCGAUGCCAUCCUGGCCGUGAACGGGACGGACCUGCGGGACGCCACCCACGACGAGGCGGUGCAGGCGCUCAAGCGGGCCGGCAAGGAGGUGCUGCUGGAAGUGAAGUACAUGCGAGAAGCAACCCCGUAUGUGAAGAAAGGUUCUCCAGUUUCAGAAAUUGGGUGGGAAACACCUCCACCUGAAUCUCCACGGUUGGGAGGUGUAUCCUCUGACCCACUGUCGCAGCUUUCUCUCACCAUCCACAGAGACAGAAAAACAAUUCCACUCAAAAUGUGCUAUGUGACACGCAACAUGGCGGUGUCAGAUCCUGAAAACAGGCUUCUUGAAGUCCAUUCCCCUGAUGCCAAGCACACUGUGGUUCUAAGGAGUAAGGAUUCAGCCACAGCCCAGGCCUGGUUCAAUGCUAUCCACUCCAGUGUGAGUGACCUUAUUCCCAGGGUGAUUUCAGAGGUGAAAGACCAGCUGGGUAAAACCGGGAUCGCUGGAAGUCGAGAGAUUAGGCAUCUAGGCUGGCUUGCAGAAAAGGUGCCAGGAGAGAAUGAGAAGCACUGGAAGCCAGCACUGGUUGUACUGACGGAGAAGGACCUUUUAAUAUAUGACAGCAUGCCACGAAUGAAAGAAGCUUGGUUCAGCCCUCUACAUACUUACCCUCUGCUAGCCACCAGGUUGGUCCAUUCAGGUCCUGGUAAGGGAUCCCCACAAUCUGGGGUGGAUUUAUCUUUUGCAACGCGCACUGGUACAAGGCAAGGGAUUGAAACCCAUCUCUUCAGGACAGAGACUAGCAGAGACCUCUCACUGUGGACAAGGAACAUAGUGCAGGGCUGCCACAAUUCAGCUGAGCUGAUCACGGAAAUCACAACCUCUUGCACCUACAAAAACCAGGAGUGCCAUUUGACCAUCCAUUAUGAACAUGGAUUCUCUCUCACAGUUGAACCACAAGAUGGUGCCUUGUCCAAAACAAUUGCACAGUGUCCCUAUGAAAAACUAAAAAUGUCUUCAGAUGAUGGCAUUAGGAUGCUUUAUUUAGACUUCGGAGGCAAAGAUGGAGAAUUUCAACUGGACCUUCAUUCUUGUCCAAAGCCAAUUGUGUUCAUCAUUCAUUCCUUCCUUUCAGCUAAGAUUACAAGACUUGGUUUGGUGGCAUAAAUUACAUCGGUUUCCUAAAAGAAAAAUGAAACUGUCAUGCUAAUCUGAAGUACAAUCAAUAGAAGACACCUGUAGCUGCUAGCAAUGUACAAAAGAUUGGAGUUCAAUGCAAGGACUUCAGCUCUGGUGAUUCUCCAAGGCCCAGCCUUCAUUUUGAUCAACUACAAAGGAGGCACACACCGAAAAAAACCAACAGAUUUUAGACUCAGAACAGUCGUUUCCGUCACUGUCAGUUGCAGGAGACAAUAGCAUAGCUCAUUGUAAACAAUGGCAAAAAUGGAAUUUUACAAUGUUAGGAAUUUAAAACCACAUACUGUACAGUGGAAAUGAGUAUAGUACUGUAUGUGUAAGCAUUUCAAAAUCAUAAAUCGUGCCUAUUUCAAAGUAGUGGUUUAUAUAGAGUAAGUAAGGGCUAAGCAGAUGCAAGACUGGGCCCUUAUCAGUCGGGAUUCAGAAUAAGGCUUGAUAUUUGUUUCUCUUUUUUGAUACUACGUGAAGUGGUGGCUUUACGAAGAUUAAAAAAAAAAUCAGUAAAAUAUUACUUUAAUCCCAGUUGAUGUGCUAUUUAAAUAUCUUGCUGUUCCAUAAGAAGGAGUCAUGAGAGGCAGCUGCUUUAAUGCCCCGGCAGGUAUGUUUUGUGUGUGCAUGUACUCCAGUAGGGUACUCUAAAGCAGGAGUUCUCAAUCUUUUUCUGUCUGAGGCUGCCCCCUUCCCCCCUACAACAUGCUGUAACAACUCCCCAGCCCACCUGUGCCCCCAAAACUGUUUUUCUCAUAUGCACUAGAUUAAAAGCCAGGGCCAGCAUUAGAGGGUAGCAAGCAGGGCAAUUGCCUGGUGCCCCACGCCACAAGGGGUCCCAUGAAGCUAAGUUGCUCGGGUUCACUUUUUUGCCCUGGGCUCCACUGAGUCUGACACCAGCCCUGCUCUCUGGUUUAUUUUGGCGUACCCCCAGUUGAGAACCUCUGCUCUAAAGCAACCAAGAGCUCCUUAGUGAACAGCCCAGCACCCAGUUCAGAGCAUCCGGGGCAUUUUCUAAUGGUCCUUGUGUAAUGAACAUAUGUGCACAUUCCUGUAAGGGGCACCAAAGCAGCAGUAAUCAUAGGACUUUUGUUGUAUAGCCGGGUAACCACAAGAGAGCGCAAAGGGGCCUGUUCAAGUGUCCUUAACUUAUGAGCAAACAGGGUAAACUUUUUAAAAGAACUAACCUAAGUCCCACUGAAGGUCAGGGGCACCCAGUCACUCUUCAAAAUCGGACUGAAGAGCUUUGGAAAUUUUACCCACAAGGCAAGUUAUGGUGCCUCACUUAACAUUGUGACCUAGUAGUAUGCCCUGCUGCUAAAUCAGUUAAAUGGAAAUAGAUUUCAUUAAGAAACAUGUGUAGCUCUGUAAUAAUUCGUUUAAAAAUGCAUUUGAGAUACAGAAAGUGGCCUGAGAAUUUAGUAGGAGUGGAAUGAAAAACUGUUGAUCACGUAGAAUUUAUACCACAUUUAAGCUGCAAACAGAAUUAACUCUUUGAAAUAGAUAUUCGUAAUGUGUUGAGGCUAAAGCCACAUUUUGAAAGCCAGGCUUUUAGAAACAAGCAGAAGUCAUGAAUGUGAUUGCUUGCAGAAGUUCAGCUGUAGCAUUGCAAUGAUUUGUAUUGCUUUUUAAACUUUACCAGUAAGCUACGUUUUAAUUUAGAUGUCACUCAAUUGGCAAAGAAAACAAAUCACAUUAAUAUAAUAAAUAAUAAAACAGUGAUUCCAUUUUAAUUGUUUUCAGUUGAGGUCUUGAGCCCAGUAAAUAAGUCAGAUCUGUUUCCACAUACAUAAAGGCUUGAUUUAUGGUGGUUUCCAUACAUGUGUUAAUUAGUAAUAGAAAAAUACUCAUUUUAAAUUUUUAAAGAGCUGCUGGGCUGAAUUCACAAACACUGCACUGUACUUGCAAAACGUUAUACCCGAGAAAGAGGUAAUUUUCGAACAGUACAUAAAUGUAGUUAUCUUCAAAGUAAUUUGCCUAUCUAGUAACUUUCAUUUCUACCUUAAUGGCACUUAAUUCCACUUACAAUAGGGAAUUAAAACUUAUUUUAUUCCCCCCCCACCAAAAAAAACAAAAGUUAAAUAAUUUGCUAUUAUUUUCCAUUCAUGCAGUUAUCUCUGGUAGAUCUUUGAUUUCUUCUGGUUUAGGUAUGCAUGAUUUUAGACUGCAUAGACUUUCAGGGGGGCAAGUAUAGGGUUGGGCCUUUGAUCAUAGAAUCAUAUUUCAGUAAAAGCCUAUGCAAAAUGUAUCAAAAAGUAAAUGCCAAGGUUUGUGAAUUUAACACAGGAGGCAUCUCCCCUGAAACCUUCUAGCUCACGCAAUGCAAAGUGUUUUUUGUCCAAGUACAAAAUGUUUAUGUAUUUGGACCCCUGUUCCUAUAGAAAUUUGAGAGAUUCAAGCAGCAGCUUGUGUACUAUGGAUAAGAGUCAAUACAUAUGUAAAUUAUACUGCACUAUGUCUUUAUUUCUUUAACACUUAAAGUCACUGGAAUGUUAUAUAAACAUGUAUGUUCAUUGUAAAUAAUCAGAAUUCAUAUUAGUAUCAAUAAUUAAAUUACACAGUAUGUAAUCUGAGGUGCUCAGUACUAUAUGAAGUAUAAGUGAAUAACUAAAUAGUUUGCAAAGAAAGUUCAUAUUCUAUAUUUAUAGACAAAUUAAAAAUUAUGGUAAUUACAAGUGUUAUAUCUUCAUCAUUUACAGAUUUUGGAGUGAUUCAUAUUUGGAUGGGGUUGACAAAAUAUGGGCCUACUCUACAUUUAUAUGAGUAUAGUUUAUAUUUUAGAGGGAAAAUAUAUUUAAUAAAAGUCAUUUAUUUGA